AAGAAGCUCAUGAAAUUUGCUAAAGGUGGUGAGAUAGAAAAGAAGAACGUUCCAAAAAUUUUCACGAUAGAAAAUUGGGUAAGUUCAUAUGCUUGUACAUUUAAGCAAAAAGCAACAGAACAGUUAGCAAAAGAUAAUAUUCACCUGUAA
Messenger RNA from Racocetra persica, 150 nucleotides. The record is from the annotation of a GenBank genome assembly. NCBI's taxonomy places the organism in Eukaryota, Fungi, Glomeromycota, Glomeromycetes, Diversisporales, Gigasporaceae.